Messenger RNA from Onychostoma macrolepis, 3262 nucleotides. It is a transcript of the gene mthfd1l, whose product is annotated as methylenetetrahydrofolate dehydrogenase (NADP+ dependent) 1 like. The transcript is spliced from 28 exons. Gene Ontology annotation, biological process: tetrahydrofolate interconversion. Gene Ontology annotation, molecular function: formate-tetrahydrofolate ligase activity; methenyltetrahydrofolate cyclohydrolase activity; ATP binding. The record is from RefSeq and is a predicted model, not a curated record. Lineage: Eukaryota; Metazoa; Chordata; Actinopteri; Cypriniformes; Cyprinidae. Bases 138 to 3077 code for a protein of 979 amino acids. Gene Ontology annotation, cellular component: cytosol.
CUGCAGUACGCGCGCUCGCGCAGUCGCUCUGUCUGGCACGCACGCGCUAGUCCAGCUCUGCUCAAGAUCACCUGAGCAUCAGACCAGACACCACUGUGCUUAGACCCCAGACCCGGUGGACGUUUUCUAGGGGAAAGAUGAGACUGUCGGUCGCUUUUCGCCAUGCACAUCGGAGCCACGCCAGUAUACGACGAUCAAGAGCGGGUGUCAAAGUAUUAAACUCUGAGAAAAGACUCACAACGUUACCUGAUAACAGCGCGGUUUCUUAUCCAUGGGUUCGGGAAGCUAGUUCGACCAGCGGCACAAAUGAAACGGUAACGAGUUUUAAAAGUCAUCCACGAAAAAACGAUGGACCGCUGUGUGAAAGUGCUGUUUGUGACAUUAUUCAGAGGAGCAGAGAGGAGCUCAAAGCUAUCAGAGAAACCAACCCAGGCCUCAAACCUACACUGGCUAUCAUACAGGCUGGUGAAGAUGACGGUUUGCUGGAGGUGAAUAAGAAAAUGGCUGGAAAGAUCGGCUUGAACGUUAUGCAGAUUUGUCUUCCACACCAGUGCACAGAGGAAGAGGUGACUGAGGAGAUCUUGAGAUUAAAUGAGGAUUCUCGUGUUCAUGGCAUGUUUUUACACCUUCCUCAGUCCUUCCUCUCCAAAAGUGUCCGUAAUGCCAUCAAGCCACAGAAAGAUGUGGAUGGGGUCUCUGAUCUUAAUGUUGGCCGUGUGGUGUUGGGGGAUCAGAGAGACGGCUUUGCUUCACCUGUAGCUGGAGCUGUGCUGGAGAUUCUUGCCAGGCACGAUGCCCCAUUGAUUGGUAAGAUGGCAGUGCUGGUGGGUGUUGAGGGACCCCUGAAGGCAACUCUUCAAUUUUUGUUGCAAAACAAUGGCAUGAUGGUGCAAACCUGCCAGUGGAGCUCAAAGCACUUGCAAAAACAGGUCAUGGUUUCGGAUGUGGUGAUUUUGUUAGAGACCGACCACAAGGGCCUCCCACCCACUUGGUUAAGACCGGGUGUGGCAGUCAUCAACCUCAGCUCAGCCCUAAUGGAAGAACACCCUGACAGCUGGGAGCACAGGGCUGAAGCUGAAUCUGGUGCAGGAGUUGGGCCUCUAAGUGCUGCGCUAAGAAUGCAGCAUGUAGUGAGGAGCAGCAGGAGGUGGAUACAAGAACAGCAGUACCAGCCAUGGAGGCUCUGCCCACUAAAGCUCCAACCACUUUCACCUGUGCCUAGUGAUAUAGAGAUCUCCAGGGCACAGACUCCCAAACCCAUAUCCCAGCUGGCUCAGGAGAUUGGACUGCUUCCAGAGGAGCUGGAGGCCUACGGGAAGACCAAAGCCAAAGUCCAGUUGUCCCUCCUCAACCGCCUCCAACAUCAGCCUAAUGGCAAAUAUGUCCUGGUGGCAGGUAUAACUCCCACCCCCCUGGGUGAGGGGAAGAGUACAGUGACCAUAGGUCUUGUCCAGGCCCUGUCCGCUCAUCUAAAGCUCAACUCUUUUGCUUGCCUGCGACAGCCUUCCCAGGGCCCAACGUUUGGUGUCAAAGGAGGAGCGGCGGGUGGGGGAUAUGCGCAGGUCAUUCCUAUGGAGGAGUUUAAUCUCCACCUCACAGGAGACAUCCACGCUAUAACUGCAGCCAAUAAUCUAGUGGCGGCAGCUAUUGAUGCCCGCAUUCUCCAUGAAGCUACUCAAUCAGACAAGGCCCUGUACAGCAGACUAGUGCCGUCUGUUAAUGGCGUGAGAUGUUUCUCUCCUAUACAGAUGGAUCGCCUACAACGUCUUGGAAUAAACAAAUCUGACCCCAGUGACCUCACAACAGAAGAGGUCAGGGCAUUUGUCCGUCUUGACCUUGACCCUGAGAAGGUCACAUGGCAGAGAGUUGUUGAUACCAAUGACCGAUUUCUGCGUAAGAUCACUGUUGGCCAGGCUAACACAGAAAAAGGCCAUUCUCGCCAGACCCAGUUUGAUAUUGCGGUGGCCAGCGAGAUCAUGGCUAUCCUUGCUCUGACAGAUGGACUGGCUGAUAUGCGGGCCAGACUGGGACGUAUGGUUGUGGGUAGCAGCAGAAAUGGCCAGCCGAUCACUACAGAUGACUUGGGUGUAACCGGGGCUUUGGCAGUCCUCAUGAAAGAUGCUAUCAAACCCACACUGAUGCAGACACUGGAGGGCACUCCAGUGUUUGUGCAUGCUGGACCUUUUGCUAACAUCGCCCAUGGAAACUCCUCUGUCUUGGCAGACAAGUUGGCUCUUAAACUAGUUGGAGAAGAGGGAUUUGUUGUGACGGAGGCUGGCUUUGGUGCGGACAUUGGCAUGGAGAAGUUCUUCAACAUUAAAUGUCGAACAUCUGGGCUGAAGCCUGAUGUUGUGGUGCUUGUAGCCACUGUACGGGCUCUGAAGAUGCACGGAGGUGGACCAAAUGUUACAGCUGGUGUACCGCUGCCUAAAGAAUAUAUCAAUGAGAAUUUGCAGCUGGUUGCAGAUGGCUGCAGUAACCUGAAGAAGCAGAUUCAGAUCACUCAUCUCUUUGGAGUCCCUGUGGUUGUUGCUUUGAAUGUCUUCAAGGCUGACACUCAAGCAGAGCUCGACCUGGUGUGUUGCAUCGCAGAGGCUUCUGGGGCCUCUGCUGCUGUGCAGUGUCAUCAUUGGUCCAGAGGUGGGCGGGGCUCUGUGGAGCUGGCGCAGGCUGUGAAGAAAGUUGCAUCUCAGAACAACCAUUUCCAAUUCCUGUACAAUCUGCAGGAUUCUAUUGUAGAGAAAAUUCGGACCAUUGCACAGAAGGUUUAUGGUGCUGAUGACAUUGAGCUUUCACCUGAGGCUCAAGCUAAGAUUGAUUACUACAAUCAACAGGGUUUUGGUGCUCUUCCUAUCUGCAUGGCCAAGACCCACCUGUCUCUCUCUCAUAUGCCUGAGAAAAAAGGUGUUCCCACCGGUUUUAUCCUGCCGAUCAGAGACAUCCGCGCCAGCAUCGGGGCAGGCUUUAUCUACCCUUUAGUUGGAACCAUGAGCACCAUGCCAGGCUUGCCUACACGACCCUGUUUCUAUGACAUUGACCUUGAUCCUGUGACGGGGGAGAUAAAAGGACUCUUCUGAAGACAUUUCUACAGUCCCACACAUGCUUUUGACCAGUGUUCCUCAGUGUCCGUGUAGGCCUCCAUUCAUAUGCCACUGAUUACAGCUCAUCCACUUCCUUCUAGCAAUGAAACUACUGAGUGUUAGAUCGACAAACAUUCCUUCUCAUUUGUUUUGCACUUUUUUUUUUUUUUUUUUUUUUUUUU